AUGGAGCAGACCAAGGCGCUCAACGCGCUCGAACCCUUCCUCGCCCUCAGCAAGUCCGCGACAUCGCCGCGCGCCGCCUCGGACCUCGUCGUGCAGGCGACCAGCGCACCAAACACAUAUGUUUUCGCCGAGCUGCUGCAGACGCCCAACAUCCAAAGCCUGCGCAGCUCGCCCGAGCACGCUUCCUACCUGACGCUGCUGGAGGUGUUCGCCUGGGGCACCUGGGCCGACUACAAGACACACGCCGGGCUGCCCAAGCUCUCGGCCCCGCAGCACCAGAAGCUGCUGCUGCUCUCGCUGCUGCCGCUCAGCCACGCCCACGCCACGCUCACAUACGCUCGCCUGCAGGCCGCGCUCGACCUGCCCACGCCCCGCGCGCUGGAAGAGCUCAUCACAACCGCCAUCUACGCGGGCCUGCUGACGGCGACGCUGGACCCGGCCCACAGCCGCGUGAGCGUGACGUCGAUUGCGCCCCUGCGCGACCUGGCGCCGGGCGCCCUGCCGCGCCUGCAGAGCACCCUGGCCGCCUGGAGCGGGCGGUGCGACGCAGCGCUGGCCGAUCUCGACGCACAGGUCGAGCGCGUCAAGCGCGACGCGGUGCAGCGCGAGAAGCUGCGGCGCAAGAGGGAGCGCGCGGUCGAGGUGCAGACCAGCGACGAAAGGGGCGCGGGGAAGCGGGCGCCGGAGAUGCGGGGCGGUGGGUACGGGGACGACGACGCCAUGGAUAUUGACCAGGAGGGGGGCAGCGGAAGGGCGACGCGGGGCGCGAAGAAGGGCGCUGCGCCGUCUGGCCUUGGGGGUGCGGGGAGGCGGUUGGGACAGUGA
Didymella exigua CBS 183.55 is the source of this 825-nucleotide messenger RNA. Its product is annotated as COP9 signalosome subunit 7. Gene Ontology annotation, cellular component: COP9 signalosome. The transcript is spliced from 2 exons. The record is from RefSeq and is a predicted model, not a curated record. Bases 1 to 825 code for a protein of 274 amino acids. NCBI's taxonomy places the organism in Eukaryota, Fungi, Ascomycota, Dothideomycetes, Pleosporales, Didymellaceae.